Molecule: messenger RNA, 1933 nt
Organism: Amphibalanus amphitrite
Lineage: Eukaryota; Metazoa; Arthropoda; Thecostraca; Balanomorpha; Balanidae
Product: sentrin-specific protease 8-like
Exons: 4
Coding region: 823-1440 (205 amino acids)
Biological process (GO): proteolysis
Molecular function (GO): cysteine-type peptidase activity; deNEDDylase activity
Source: RefSeq, a predicted model, not a curated record
AGGGGCGGUAUAAGCCCGUAUUUGUUUCCUAUGUAUAACGGAACCACUGAACUCAUAAUGAACGGAACGUACGGAACAUAUUGAGUGCUCGGGCUCUGAGAAAUAUAUGGCCUUGCUUGCUCGUUGUCCAUUUAUUACAGUUCCCUAGAUACCGUGAUAUUGUCGAUAUACGGCCUUAGUCAUUAAUAGUUUUGAAUCCUUUCUAUCGAUUUUGCUGUGGAUUUUCUUUCGCCCUCUAAUUGGUCUUCACACAUGCAGAAUCAUUUUUUUUUUUUACCUAAGACAAUUAAAUGGCAGAGAUUGAUGAUCAGCAACGUCUAAGGUUCCAGGUUGAGCUGGAAUUUGUUCAGUGCCUGGCUAACCCAAAUUACCUUAACUUUCUUGCCCAGAGAGGAUACUUCAAACAGCAAUCAUUUGUCAACUAUCUGAAGUAUCUGAAGUAUUGGACUAAGCCUGAGUAUGUGAGGUACAUCAAGUACCCAAUGUGCCUGCAUUUCCUCGAUCUUCUCCAGUACGAGCACUUCCGCAAGGAGCUGGUGAAUUCUCAGUGCACAAAGUUCAUUGACGACCAGCAGAUCCUGCACUGGCAGCACUACACGCGCCGACGCACCCAGCUGCUGUCCGGUGAGGUGUCCCCGACACCGGUCGGCAGCACCACGCCUACCGCCUGACGUGGCCACGCCCACCGCGUGAAGUGACUCCGCCCACUGUGCGUGUGGACCCGCCCAAGUGAAUUGAUUAACCUGUGGGUUGCAAGCCCGUCGCCACAGUAAGGCAAAAUACAACUUUCUCAGGUGUCACCAACCCCCACUUGAGUUCGCGAUGUCGGAACCCGUGCUGCUCAGCUACCACGACUCAGUGCUGCACGAAUCAGACGGUGAGCUGCUAGCCGGGCCGCACUGGCUCAACGAUAAGCUGAUCCAGUUCUACCUGGAUUAUCUGGAGCACGAGGCGUUCCCUGCGACGGACGUGGCGCUCGUCGGACCGGACGUGACGCAGUUCGCACGGCUCUGCGCUGAGCCGGACUUGGUGGCUUUUCUGGCGCCUCUGAGACUGACCGAGCGCCGAGGGGUGCUGCUCGUCAUCAACGACUGCGACCGGCCGGACGUGCCCGGCGGCUCCCACUGGAGCCUGCUCGCAGCCGUCGGAGGUCGCUUCAUCCACUACGACUCUAUGUCCGGCGGUAACGAGACGGCUGCACGUCAGAUGGCGCGCCGCCUGGCGCCCAUACUCGGCUGCUCGGCCAAGAUGACCGAGGCGUCGUGCAGUCGCCAGCAGAAUGGCUACGACUGCGGCGUGUUUGCCCUGGUACAUGCUGAAGAGGUGCUCCGUCGCCUGGACUCUGGCGGAGAUCUGCUGAGGGUGAUCGUCUCGCAGGAGCGCGUGGAAGAGGCGCGAAGGGACAUGCUGCGACUCAUCAAGGAGAUCGCUAAGAGGUAGGCAAGGGUGGAGUGUAGUAAAGAGGGAUGGCGAGGGUUGGGUUGAUGGGGAAGAUCUCGGCAGUGAGAGGUCGCUGUCCGCUGUUUGUGCUCUGUUGUAAGAUUUGAAGAUCGUAAUAAGUAAGGUAGGACUCUGGUGGAUAAAAGACAUUUACCGUAGAUACAUAAACAAAUUAAUACGCAUUACACGCUGAUUUUGUGUCGAACUCUGUAUUGUUAUAGGUUUUUGUAAUGUAUUUAUGUUGUUCAUGUAUCUGCGGUAAAAGAUGUCUGUUGAGUGAUCUACUCGUACUUACUCUUCUUGAGAUGCAGCUUCCGCUGAUAUUGUGAGCUGAAUUGCUAGAUGCUGCUGAAGUUUGGUACUGAGCUGCUGUACUCAACUUUGGCUAUGGAUUUUUUUCAACAAUGUAUCGAUACCUGUGCUGGUAAUAUCCUCAUUCAAACCACUACUGCCGCGGACUGACUUCAAAUACAGUAUGUUUGUAGAAAGGCGA